AAAAAAAAAAAACAUUGCAGUUGAUUUUUUGACUAUAACCGAUAGUUCCAAAAAACAAAUAUCGACACCAAUUAAUCAGUAGCUAUUACAUUUACUAUAUGUGUGCACAUGAUAUAAUGGCCAUCAAGAUAAAAGGAUUGGAAGUCUAUGUAGUGGGACCAAAAAUGUAUUCUGACACUUAAAUCACACUUAAUGUAUAAAUGUCUUGCAUUAGAUAACAAAAUAGCAGCCAAGCGGCAUUUGUUUUAAAGACAGAUGGCACAAACAAACUCUUCUAGCAAACCAUCUUACAAAAAGAAGUUUGUUCAGUUUUAAAUUAUAAAAUUAUAGAUUUACUGUUCAAAAGUAAAGUAUUUGAACAGUUUCUGAUUGACUUAGUGGAACAUGUCCACAGAUAAUGUGACGAAGUACACGUGGUGUUUGCUAGGACACCUGUGUGAAGUCUAGAGAGACCCGUUGGUUCAAAGUAAUGGCAAAAAUGACUCCAGAGAGAGAAUUUAGUUCAGAGAAAAGUUCUAGCACCAUGUUUCCAGAUUAAAUUUUGUUUUGAUGUUUUGUUAGCCAAUACAAUGACAUUCAUACAUUUUAAGAGUGGUUUUAGUGUCAAAUACUUUUGAGGGCCACUGACUGUUCCUAGAUAAAGAGUUUCAAAAUCUACAUUCAGUCCAAGGGAACAACUGAGGAGUGCUAUUUCCUCUCUUUUUGCUGUGGAGCUAUUGUAAGCGUAAAGGCACUUUGGGGCAGAGAAGGAAAGUUUUAUGCUUCCCCUAGUCAGAGUUGUUUCUCUUGCAAAUGAGCAGCUCGUUGCUGAAGAUGCAGAUGUUCUGUAAUGAGGGUCAUUAGGAGGGAGAAUAAGAAUGGACUGGACUGGCAGGGCUCUAGGCGCCUCAUUAUGCAGACACAUUUUGAAAAGGUCGAUGGGGGUGCGAAUGGCUACUUAAGGGUGCCAAACAAAACCAGGGGGAGGAGAGUCAGAAGAAGUCAGAAUACAAAUUCCACUGAAGAAACUGAGCUUAUUGUUAGAGCAGGAGGAUUUAACCUCUCCCGAGAUAAGCAUCUCUGUAGCGCAGCACCACUAGCGGAUUUAUUUGGAUACUAGAGAUGGCCACCGUAACGCACAUAUUGAUUCCUCUGCUGUUUCUCGCUUUCAUGGCUUUUCCCAUUGGAGUACAGUGCCGAUCUUUGCGUGCACACCUUCGUAAGAUGACAUCGUUUCAAGGAGAGCGUAAAAUCCGUAUUGGUCACGUCCAGAGACGGAUCCGUCGCGAACCGGGCUCCGAGCGCGCACAGUGUGACCUCCUGAGUGCACCGUGGACGGAGAGCACCACCCCGGUUGGUGACUGGGGGCAAAUGUAUCGCCUUAAAAUAUUAUCGACGAUGAGUGAUGGUCCACGUCGUGCUGUUUUCCCAGAGCAACCCCUCUUCCGAUUCGUUAGACGGGUUUAUCGCUGUUGUCAAUUGGGGUACCACUGUGGAAGUGUCAAAGGAAUACAAGGGCGAAAACUUGGAGACUCCAGCAUUGAGUUUCUUCUCGGUGAGGAUGUGCUGUCAGCACCGUUGGUGAGAGCAGAAGUUCAUUUUCACUUUUCAAACCCCCAACACCUCAACAUCCAACCUGUGCUGCCCUUAUUGGAGAAACGAGGCUUCCCUACCAGGUAUAGUGUCUGGAUGAGAGAUGGAGUAGUGGAGCUGAGAGUCGAUCUACUUGGCCUCUUCCAGGCACUGCAGCUGGCCAUUGGUGGAGCCAAAAGAGGCCCCAGCCUAAUGGAAAUGCAUCGGGUGAGGGGCCUGACCAGACCAGGGGCCCUUGGCCAAAGGGAAAGACCCCCAUCCCUUCAAGACACAGCGCCCGUAGUGUGGGGGGAGGAGAAUGAGGACAGGGAGGGUGCGGCCCCCCUAAAGCCUGCUUUAGAGUUAGGACUGGCAUUACACUACAGCUUAGCACACAACAUCUUACAACCCUGUCAAACCUGUGGUGUACAACUGGCACAUGCACCCUUUAUUGCUUUGGCAUAUAGAUAGCAACAAAACAGCUAUAUUGAACAGUGUCUUAGGUAAUACAUUUCCGGCCAAAUACUAUGAAUCCCUAGCUCUCCCCCUUUGCAAGUUCUUUGUGGCCAUAAAAUCUCUUUCCAUUCAGUCCACUAACACCUGGUGUGAAUGUUCCCUGGAUGGUUCCCUAUUUAUUCAAGAAUUGCUAAUGAUUCCCAUUGUUCUCUGACAUUGGUUCAUCAACUCUAAAAGCUUACUGUAAUUCAGAGUGGCUUAUGUUAUAUGGAACACUAUGCACUUCAGCAUGUAAAUUGAAUUUAUUAAAUUAUGGGUCUUGUUUCUGAGGAAAAAACUAUCACUGUACAGUAUAAUGUAAAUAGUGUAUAA
Molecule: messenger RNA, 2379 nt
Organism: Myxocyprinus asiaticus (Chinese sucker)
Lineage: Eukaryota; Metazoa; Chordata; Actinopteri; Cypriniformes; Catostomidae
Exons: 3
Coding region: 1102-2022 (306 amino acids)
Source: RefSeq, a predicted model, not a curated record